Messenger RNA from Auxenochlorella protothecoides, 264 nucleotides. Its product is annotated as Acyl-CoA-binding protein. Lineage: Eukaryota; Viridiplantae; Chlorophyta; Trebouxiophyceae; Chlorellales; Chlorellaceae. The transcript has 5 exons. The record is from RefSeq and is a predicted model, not a curated record. Gene Ontology annotation, molecular function: fatty-acyl-CoA binding. Gene Ontology annotation, biological process: fatty acid metabolic process. The coding region runs from base 1 to 264 and encodes 87 amino acids.
AUGGGUCUGGAGGAGGAUUUCAACAAGGCAGCGGAGGAGGCCAAGACCCUUCCAGAGGCCACCACCAAUGAUGAGAAGCUCAUCCUCUAUGCCCUGUUCAAGCAAGGCACCGUGGGCGACGUCAACACUUCCCGCCCCGGCGUGUUUGACCUGAAGGGGAAGGCAAAGUGGGACGCCUGGGACAAGCAGAAAGGCAAGGACAAGGAGACUGCCCAGAAGGACUACAUUGCAAAGGUUGCGGAGCUGAAGGCCAAGUAUGCCUAG